CACAUGCUUUAUGAAACCGAAGAAGAAUUUCUCCGGAAGUUUCUUUUGUGGUUAUUUGUUGUGCGCGUGCUGUUUGUAAAUUUCUAACUGAGUAAUUUGGCAUCGAUGGGUCGCAGAAAGUCGAAGCGAAAGCCUCCUCCCAAGAAGAAAAUGACUGGAAACCUGGACACACAGUUUACAUGCCCGUUCUGUAACCACGAGAAAUCCUGUGAUGUUAAAAUGGAACGAAGUCGAAACACAGGAAUAAUAUCUUGUACUGUGUGCUUGGAGGAGUUCCAAACUCCCAUUACCUAUCUCUCAGAACCUGUGGACGUCUACAGUGAUUGGAUCGAUGCUUGCGAGGCAGCCAAUCAGUAGCUCAUCUCAUAGGAUCAGAGGUCCCAGGAGACUACAAAGUUGCAUUUUUCUAUCAUGAAAUGUAUCCUGUAACAUCCAGUUUGUAUCCUGAUAGAAAGAACUCCUUCUCAGUCAUGUGUAAUCACUGUAUGUUCCCCUUUGUUAGUAUUCCACCAUGUGAAGAAACAAAGGAAACUGGGUGAAUUGGAGAGUUAGUCCAUUUGAUGAUGCUGGUUUAGACCCAAGUUUGUUUUGAGAAUUUGUGAACUACUAGUUUAGGUUUUUAUAUGUAUAAUGAUUGGUCAAGUACAUGUCAAUAAAAUGUGUGCAUCUUCCUUGUUAGGAAGUCUGUGAUGAAA
This is a messenger RNA of Neoarius graeffei (lesser salmon catfish), 695 nucleotides long. It is a transcript of the gene elof1, whose product is annotated as elongation factor 1. Gene Ontology annotation, cellular component: transcription elongation factor complex. The transcript is spliced from 4 exons. The record is from RefSeq and is a predicted model, not a curated record. Gene Ontology annotation, biological process: transcription elongation by RNA polymerase II. Gene Ontology annotation, molecular function: RNA polymerase II complex binding. Lineage: Eukaryota; Metazoa; Chordata; Actinopteri; Siluriformes; Ariidae. The coding region runs from base 106 to 357 and encodes 83 amino acids.